UGGAUGACGGGGCGUGUGUGAGGGCAGUGAUGGUUUUGUUUUGGCUGAAUCGAGCUGCGCAGACUUUUCUUCUACCUGUUUGUAGUAUUCACAAUCAUUAGCGAUGUAGAUAGUCUGUCCUAUAAGUGCUUUUUAUUUUUUAUUGUAGUUAAAAUUUGUAAAAUGGGUUUGAUAUCUGGCUGCUGUAGUUUCUGGUAACUGGUUUCAAACCAACAAUUAACUAGCUUGCUUGCUAGCAAGCUAGCGAUAGCUAGUUGGCUAAGUUAGCUUACUCUGCCCUAGCUGCCCACACAAUUUUGUUUGUUAGACAAGUAAAUUAGCUAGCAAGCUUGCUAAUUUGCCGACGUUUUCCGUCUUGGCAUAGCGUAGCAGAGAUAUUUAUUGUGCAUUCCGUAUCUUGUUAUGCUGCACUUGAAUGUCAUGGUUUCCGAGAACCAUGUCUUGUAAAUCCAAAGUUGCCCCGAGUGUUGACUUUGACCACAGCUGUUCGGACAGCGUUGAAUACCUAACACUAAACUUUGGUCCUUUCGAAACUGUCCAUCGCUGGAGACGACUUCCACCGUGUGACGAAUUUGUGGGUGCAAGACGCAGUAAGCACACAGUCGUGGCAUAUAGGGAUGCGAUUUAUGUGUUCGGGGGAGACAAUGGGAAGAACAUGCUGAAUGAUUUGCUGCGUUUCGACGUGAAAGACUGCUCUUGGUGCAGAGCUUUUACAACCGGCACACCCCCUGCACCAAGGUACCACCAUUCUGCUGUGGUCUAUGGGAGUAGCAUGUUCGUUUUUGGCGGCUACACAGGGGACAUCUACUCCAACUCCAAUCUGAAGAACAAAAACGACUUGUUUGAGUACAAAUUUGCCACAGGCCAGUGGGCUGAGUGGAAAGUGGAGGGCAGGUUGCCGGUUGCCAGAUCAGCACAUGGGGCCACAGUCUACAACGAUAAGCUCUGGAUUUUUGCCGGAUAUGAUGGAAAUGCCAGGUUAAAUGACAUGUGGACCAUCAGUCUUCAGGAUCGGGAGCAAGCGUGCUGGGAGGAGAUUGAGCAGAGCGGGGAGAUCCCACCGUCCUGCUGUAACUUCCCCGUGGCUGUAUGUCGGGACAAGAUGUUCGUGUUCUCCGGACAGAGCGGCGCCAAGAUCACCAACAACCUCUUCCAGUUUGAGUUCAAGGGCAACAUGUGGACCCGCAUCCCUACGGAGCACCUCCUCCGAGGCUCCCCCCCGCCACCCCAGAGGCGCUACGGGCACACCAUGGUGGCGUUUGACCGCCACCUCUAUGUUUUCGGAGGGGCGGCCGACAACACCCUGCCCAACGAGCUGCACUGCUACGACGUGGACUCCCAGACCUGGGAGGUGAUCCAGCCCAGCCUGGACAGCGAGGAUCCCCUUGGCAACGAGAUGACUUCAUCUCAAGGGUUUAUCCUGAUGCCCAGCGGGCGGCUCUUCCACGCCGCGGCGGUGAUCCACGACGCCAUGUACAUCUUCGGCGGGACCGUGGACAACAAUGUGCGAAGCGGGGAAAUGUACCGCUUCCAGUUUUCGUGCUACCCGAAAUGUACGCUCCAUGAAGACUACGGCAAACUGUGGGAGAACCGGCAGUUCUGUGACGUGGAGUUCAUCCUGGGGGAGGUGAGUCUGUCUGGAAUUCGGUGUUUUCGCUCGCCUCUGCUGUACUGCCUGCCUGCUGCAAAAAGAUCUCUGCAUCGUCGGGAGCGGCAGAAGCAGAGGAGCAGGCCGGAGGGCGGCGAGGAGAGCGAGGAGGGCGCGACGGGCGGUCAGAAGGAGGUUCCCGCGGCGACCAGGCCCUCGGGGUCCCAGCCCAUGCUGGAGGUCAGCAUUCGCGAGGCGGAGGCCCAGCCCUUCGAGGUGCUGAUGCAGUUUCUGUACACGGACAAGAUCCAGUACCCCCGCAAAGGUCACGUUCAGGAUGUCCUCCUGAUCAUGGACGUCUAUAAGCUUGCCCUGAGUUUCAAGCUGUCCCGCCUGGAGCAGCUGUGCGUGCAGUACAUCGAGGCGUCGGUGGACCUGCAGAACGUUCUGAGCGUGUGUGAGAACGCCAGUAAGCUCCAGCUAGACCAGCUCAAGGAGCACUGCCUUAACUUCGUGGUGAAGGAGACGCACUUUAACCAGGUGAUCAUGACCAAGGAGUUUGAGCACCUCUCCACCCCGCUCAUCGUGGAAAUCGUCCGCCGGAAACAGCAGCCGCCACCGAGGGUGUACUCGGACCAGCCCGUCGACAUUGGAACGUCCCUGGUGCAGGAUAUGAAGGCCUAUCUGGAAGGGGCGGGGCUGGAGUUCUGUGACAUCACCCUGCUUUUGGACGGACACCCUCGGCCCGCCCACAAAGCCAUCCUAGCUGCCCGCUCCAGCUACUUCGAGGCCAUGUUCCGCUCCUUCAUGCCCGAGGACGGCCAGGUGAACAUCUCCAUCGGGGAGAUGGUGCCCAGCAAGCAGGCCUUCGAGUCGAUGCUACGCUACAUCUACUACGGGGACGUCAACAUGCCCCCGGAGGACUCUCUUUACCUGUUUGCAGCUCCGUAUUACUACGGCUUCUCCAACAACAGGCUGCAGGCCUACUGCAAGCAGAACCUGGAGAUGAACGUUACCGUGGAGAACGUCCUGCAGAUCCUGGAAGCCGCAGAUAAGACCCAGGCCCUGGACAUGAAGAAGCACUGCCUGCACAUAAUCGUCCAUCAGUUCAUCAAGGUGUCCAAGCUCCCCAACCUGAAGUCGCUGAGCCAGCUGCUGCUGCUGGACAUCAUCGAGUCGCUAGCCGCCCACAUUUCGGACAAACAGUGCGCCGAGAUGGGUGCCGAUAUUUAGCAGGUGUCUCCGCCGCCCCCAACCCCCCCACGUCCUCCACAGUCACUCCUCCGGGGCCCCCCCCCCCCACCCCCCAUUCCCGGCGCACGCUCCACAACGUUAGCGCCUCCGCAGACCGCCGCGCCGGUGCAUGAACGACGCCCCGCCCACUUCCUCCGCCCGCUUCCUCCGCGUUCGCUUGAUGUUUGCGCCGAUUCUUCAUCCACCCGUUUGAACUUUUUGGUCGUAUUUUCGUUUUUUUGCUGCCACACGACGUUGGGUAUACUGUAUGGGUACGUACCACAAUGCUAAGACGGCUACACGCUCUCAUUUGUCACUUUUACGUUCUGUUACGUUCUGACUCCGUCUGUGACGUUACGGGCGUCUUCAGGUGUACACUACAACAAAAGCAGUCUUAAAAUGAGAGCAGGCGUCAGGUUUUUUCUUUUUUUUUUUGUGUUUCCUUAUCAGGAAUAAAAUAUCACGUAAUUCAAGACUAUUUAUUUCAUGGACCGGAUCUUUUUUCUCUGGUGGGAAGACCGAUCGCUUGUUUGUGAAAGAUGAGAGUCUGGGUUGGCCUUUAAUGAGACAAAAUCACAUUGCAGUGUCUUACGUUUAGAUGCGUGUUUUUAACAAACAGUCACUCCUGGACCUAUUGCGUUCAUGCCAAUUAUCAUUGAAGAUGCAAACCUCAAGUGUACCCUGUUACAUAUCUCAUGACCGUGUUCCUUAUUUCCUGUCGUCAGGGUUACUGUAUCUGCCUUGUCGAGCUUUGACAGUACGGAAAGCUGUUAUAUAUAUCGGCAUAUUGACCUGUCUUUUUUUUUUUUUUCGUCUCGCAAACCUUGUGUCAUUGUGAUAAAGUAAUACAGGUCGACAUUAAAGCCUCCGUUUUACGUGCUUUCGCGAGUUGUGUAUGACCGUAUGUUUGUGUUUGUUUGUGUACACCAUACUGUGAUGAAUGUAUGAUUACGUUAGCCACUUGUAUUACAGUAUAUGCCUUAAUAAAUUAGGAAUAUGGAAUUCA
Messenger RNA from Anguilla rostrata (American eel), 3827 nucleotides. RefSeq names its product leucine zipper like post translational regulator 1 (gene lztr1). Lineage: Eukaryota; Metazoa; Chordata; Actinopteri; Anguilliformes; Anguillidae. The coding region runs from base 416 to 2821 and encodes 801 amino acids. Gene Ontology annotation, molecular function: protein binding. The record is from RefSeq and is a predicted model, not a curated record. The transcript is spliced from 21 exons. Gene Ontology annotation, cellular component: Golgi apparatus.